CUUUACCAAAAGCCAUAUCGCAUUCUACGCUUUUCCGCUAACUUUCCUUAGUAAGGAAGACAAAUACUCAUUUAACGCAUAACCCAUUAAAACCAGGAGAACGUUUCCAGGUUCAACGUCAAUGGCUCCUUCAACACUCACUGCCCUUGCAGAAGAGAAAACCUUACAGGCAAGUUUUGUUCGUGAUGAAGAUGAGCGUCCUAAGGUUGCUUACAACCAAUUCAGCAACGAAAUCCCCGUGAUCUCUCUCGCUGGGAUCGAUGACGUUGAUGGCAAGAGAGCCCAGAUAUGCAAGAAAAUCGUCGACGCUUGUGAGGAUUGGGGUGUCUUCCAGGUCGUUGAUCAUGGUGUCGAUACUAAACUCAUUUCCGAGAUGACCCGUCUUGCCAGGGAGUUUUUCGCUUUGCCUGCUGAAGAGAAGCUUCGCUUUGAUAUGUCUGGUGGCAAGAAGGGUGGCUUCAUCGUCUCCAGCCACCUUCAGGGAGAAGCGGUACAAGACUGGCGAGAGAUUGUGACAUACUUUUCAUACCCACUCAAGGCCCGCGACUAUUCAAGGUGGCCCGAUACGCCAGAGGGAUGGGUAGAAGUGACAAAGGAGUACAGCGACAAGCUGAUGGACCUAGCCUGCAAGCUUCUUGAAGUAUUGUCAGAGGCCAUGGACUUAGACAAGGAGGCUUUGACUAAGGCAUGCGUGGACAUGGACCAGAAAGUGGUGGUUAAUUUCUAUCCCAAAUGUCCACAACCCGACCUCACCCUCGGACUCAAGCGCCACACCGACCCUGGCACCAUCACCCUGUUACUUCAGGACCAAGUUGGUGGACUUCAGGCUACCAGGGACAAUGGCAAGACUUGGAUCACUGUUCAACCCGUUGAAGGGGCCUUUGUGGUCAACCUUGGAGAUCAUGGCCAUUUUCUGAGCAAUGGGAGGUUCAAGAACGCUGAUCACCAAGCUGUGGUGAACUCAGACUGCAGCAGAUUGUCAAUAGCCACAUUCCAAAACCCAGCACCGGAUGCAACCGUGUACCCACUCAGGAUCAGGGAGGGAGAGAAACCAAUUCUCGAGGAGCCCAUCACAUUUGCUGAGAUGUACAGGAGGAAGAUGAGCAAGGAUCUGGAGCUCGCCAGGCUAAAGAAGCUGGCCAAGGAGCAGCAGCAGUUGCCGGAGAUUGAGAAAACCAAACUGGAAGCCAAGCCUCUGGAGAAAAUCCUUGCAUAAACUUUUAUUAAAUUUACUGGUCGUGUUAAUGCCACAACUUUGCCACUGUUUUGUUUGCCGUUGAGCUUACUAGUUUUAAUGCAUUUGUACUCUUCUUAUGGUGGUGCCCCCUUUCAUUUGUUGUAGCAAUGUGUUGUGCAAGUAAAAAAUAAAUGCCACUGCCUCACCUUCUUACAA
This is a messenger RNA of Theobroma umbraticum, 1393 nucleotides long. RefSeq names its product flavanone 3-hydroxylase (gene F3H). NCBI's taxonomy places the organism in Eukaryota, Viridiplantae, Streptophyta, Magnoliopsida, Malvales, Malvaceae. The record is from RefSeq and is a predicted model, not a curated record.